This is a messenger RNA of Nerophis lumbriciformis (worm pipefish), 5927 nucleotides long. RefSeq lists its product as uncharacterized. The record is from RefSeq and is a predicted model, not a curated record. Lineage: Eukaryota; Metazoa; Chordata; Actinopteri; Syngnathiformes; Syngnathidae.
AAAAAGGAAGACCUUGCCAAAAGAGACCUUUCCAGCCGGCGUCAUCAUAAAAGCUAACUCGAAAGGAUGGAUGAAGAAAAGAUGAGCGAGUGGUUAAGGUAAGUUUAAGUUUACGCGAAGAGGCCGGGUGGCUUUUUUCACGCAGCUCUGUCCAUGUUGAUAUACGACUCCAUGCGCGCCCACAUCACGCUGGUUUUAAUAUAUUAUUAAAGUUUGACUGACCUAUUUGACUGUUUUUUUGACAUUCCUUUAGCGCAGUUAGAUGCGGCUUACAACACGGGGCGGCUUAUAGGUGGACAAAGUUUUGAAAUAUGCCGUUCAUUGAAGGCGCGGCUUUUAACCCAGGGCGCCUUAUGGUGCGGAAAAUACGGUACAUAGGUCUGGUGAUAAUGUUCCCCUCUAAUAAAGAGAUUGAAUGCGCUUCCAUGGCUGUCAUAUCUUCUUGUCAACAAACGGGGUAUUGUUUGGAUGGUAAGCUUGUCACGUCAAUCAUUGAUUUGUUGUUCAUUAUUCCCGUUGCGUGCGUAUGUUGUCGUCGUCUGCUGUGUCACAGUGUGAUGUCGCCUCUUUCCUUUGCUUGUCUUGCAGAAAGUGCAGAAAUACGAGGGGAGAUCGGAGGGAAUGUGACUUUUACUUGCCCUGUGGAUGAAGGAGAGAACAUUACUUUCUUCUACCUUCAGAAGAAUGGUGUCUUUGUAAAUGGCUUCCAUCGUGAUCACGAUCUCGAAGAGGCAUGGAACAACACCAGGGUGGUGAAAGGCAUAACCAUAGUAGAAAUGUUUCACUUGAACGCCUCACACAACGGGGAGUACCAGUGCAUCAUUUCAUACGAAGAAGGCAGCGUUCCUGAAACUACAAAAAUACACCUCAUUGUCACAGCCAACUACAGCACGCCGACAUUCAACAAGUCCCGUGUGGACGACGUCUGCCACGUGAGCUGCGCCACAGACGGCGGUUAUCCCUGCACCAAUCUGACGUUGGACUGUGUUGACUGCGGCGACAUCGCAUUGGAUGUUCGAAGUGGCCCUAACCAGCCCGACCCCAACACCGGCUUGUGGCGCCUUUCCAGCGAGGCGUCCUACGACUGCUCCGAUGGGGAAAGAAAGCUGGGAUGUUCCGCGAGUGGCGUCACAGCGUAUUGUGAUCCAGAUGUGGACUCAUAUCAUAAUCGGGUUGUGAUCGGCGUGAGUCUCUUUGCUGGGGUGCUCAUUGUUGGGGUGCUCAUUGGGAUUUGGAAACAACGCCAAAUAAAAAAAGCUUGGGACCGAUGGUGCUGCCGUCAACCAUCAGCCGUCAACCAUCUACUUCCAAUUUGCAUGAGACCGAUGAUGAGGAAAGACCGCCAUGGCUGACAGCGCUGCUUUUUAAAGACCCUACUGGAGAGACCUGUGUGAAGUUGGCCGAAAAACUGGUCUCUCUCAGCCCAUCCCCAAUACUACACUGAUGUCCUCUGUUGGUACAAAAGUGCCUUAGACUCUUUCUCCGAUUACUCUCCCUUCAUGGAUUCUGGUACCAGUGACCCCAACACCCUGUUCUCUGCCAUCAAGACAUCCUACAAACCCAGUGCCAAUAUCAUCUGAUCAGUCACGAGCAACAACUGGAACUCCUACCUCUCUUUCUUUAAUACCAAAGGUAUUUACAGAACUCUAGACACUCCACACAUUCUCCCUUUCCUUCUACUGCCUGGUUUAGAACUACUCAAGUCCUCUCCCGGUUUUCCAUGGUCACGCAAUCUUCAAACGCUUGGAAAACUCAAGCUUUUUACCUGAACAUCCAGCUUCAUCUCCCCAUCAAUCAAUCAAUCAAUCACCAGUGCCUCAAAGGGCUUCGCAAACCACAACGAGAUCCGGGGCAAGUGAAAACUCCAAAAGCCCAAGACGGGACAAAGAAGACACCUUGGGAAAGGGGCCGUAGACGUGGGGAAGGUCUCCUGGCUGCAAUGGAUGCCGAGUCGGUACAGUUGGUCGUAGGAGGUCUUCGUCCAUCUUCACCAACUGAUGCGUGGAGGUGUGGUCCAGUCAGGACUCGCCAUCACCCCCGAUUCUGAAGACUCAUCGCUUGUCCCCGCAAUUUCCCACUCUGUCUUUCUUGCCUACCCAGUGGCCUAGUGGUUGGAGUGUCCGCCCUGAGAUUGGUAGGUUGUGAGUUCAAAUCCCGGCCGAGUCAUACCAAAGACUAUAGUCCAACUUUAGACCAAUUGAUCUGCCAGUUUGGUGGCCACGGAUGAAGCGCCGGCUGUCCAAAGUCGGGACCCAGCGUCGGUUGGGGACGUCUCUGCGCUGCUGACCUGUCUCCGCUCGGGAUGGUCUCCUGCUGGCCCCACUAUGGACUGGACUCUCACUAUUAUGUUAGAUCUACUAUGGACUAGACUCUCACUAUUAUGUUAGAUCCACUAUGGACUGGACUCUAACUAUUAUGUUAGAUCUACUAUGGACUAGACUCUCACUAUUAUGUUACAUCCACUAUGGACUGGAUUCUCACAAUAUUAUGUUAGAUCCACUAUGGACUGGACUCUCACUAUUAUGUUACAUCCACUAUGGACUGGACUCUCACACUAUUAUGUUACAUCCACUAUGGACUGGACUCUCACUAUUAUGUUAGAUCUACUAUGGACUGGACUCUCACUAUUAUGUUAGAUCCACUAUGGACUGGACUCUAACUAUAAUGUUAGAUCUACUAUGGACUAGACUCUCACUAUUAUGUUACAUCCACUAUGGACUGUAUUCUCACUAUUAUGUUAGAUCCACUAUGGACUGGACUCUCACUAUUAUGUUAGAUCCACUAUGGACUGCACUCUCACACUAUUAUGUUAGAUCCACUAUGGACUGGACUCUCACUAUUAUGUUAGAUCCACUAUGGACUGGACUCUCACACUAUUAUGUUACAUCCACUAUGGACUGGACUCUCACACUAUUAUGUUAGAUCCACUAUGGACUGGACUCUCACACUAUUAUGUUACAUCCACUAUGGACUGGACUCUCACUAUUAUGUUAGAUCCACUAUGGACUGGACUCUCACACUAUUAUGUUAGAUCCACUAUGGACUGGACUCUCACUAUUAUGUUAGAUCCACUUUGGACUGGAUUCUCACUAUUAUGUUAGAUUCACCAUGAACUGGACUCUCACUAUUAUGUUAGAUCCACUAUGGACUGGACUCUCACACUAUUAUGUUAGAUCCACUCGACGUCCAUUGCACCGGUCGCCCUGGGGGUGGGGUCCCCACAUUUGCGGUCCUCUCCAAGGUUUCUCAUUGUCCCAUUGGGUUGAGUUUUUCCUUGCCCGUCGUGGCUUGUGCAGCCCUUUGAGACACUGGUGAUUUAGGGCUAUAUAAGUAAACAUUGAUUGAUUGAAGACUAUAAGAAUGGGAGCCGGUGGUUGGGGACCACUGAUCUACAUCAACUAUAUGACUUGCCAGAGUAGCUGGACAGGACAAAAAAAAAAGACACAAAUUAGCCUUCAUACUUUUGAGCCAAUAUUAAGCUAUACAUGAAGCUAGAACGCACGUCUACAACACUACAUACAUCUAGUGGAGCAAUACUGGGACCAAAACCAUUCAAUCUUGAUAUAAAGGACAUUUGUAAAGUUACCAAAGUAGUGUUACGUGUAUAUAACCUGCGAGCCAAGAAUGUCCGACAAGUAUCAAGAGAAGAAUAUCAUCUUGGAGGGGGAAAAAAAGUGUUUUAAAACAUCUGUAUGCACGAACAACACUGAAACAUUGAGCAUUACAGCGGGAAGGAAAGGGUCGACGCACAAUGAAUGCACUGAUGUGACCUGUCAUGUCUGUGUAAUCAUGUUUUGUUUACUUAUUGGACUCUUUAGUUUCUGGCUUUUCACUCCCUUGUCUUGUUUCCAUGAUUACCCCAUUAGUUUCACCUGUUCCACGUUUGGACUCAUUGUGCACUCUUGUUUGUCACCAUAGCAACCCAUUAGUUUUCACCUGUCACGUCACGCACCUGUUUCACGUUUUGAGCCACGCACCUGUUUUCGUUAAUCAUGUCUGUAGUAUUUAAGUUCAUUGUUUUCAGUUUGUCUUGCUGGUGACAUCCCCACAUUUAUGCCCUGCACAUUUCUGACACUUUUUUCACGUCCAUCGUUCACGCUGCUCCUUUUUGUCCAUGCCAAGUACCGUAUUUUCCGCACCAUAAGCCGCCCUGGGUUAUAAGCCGCGCCUUCAAUGAACGGCAUAUUUCAAAACUUUGUCCACCUAUAAGCCGCCCCGUGUUGUAAGCCGCUUCUAACUGCGCUAAAGGGAAUGUCAAAAAAACAGUCAGAUAGGUCAGUCAAACUUUAAUAAUAUAUUAAAAACCAGCGUGAUGUGGGCGCGCAUGGAGUCGUAUAUCAACAUGGACGGAGCUGCGUGAAAAAAGCCACCCGGCCUCUUCGCGUAAACUUCCCUUUACCACUCGCUCAUCUUUUCUUCAUCCAUCCAUCCCUUCGAGUUAGCUUUUAUGAUGACGCCGGCUGGAAAGGUCUCUUUUGGCAAGGUCUUCCUUUUGAAUAUCACCAUGGGUGGAAGUUUCUGGCCAUUAGCAUGGCAAGCUAGAACCACAGUGAAGGAUGACUUCUCAUUCCCUGUGGUGCGAAUAUUCACCGUACGUGCUCCCGUUGUAUCCACAGUGCGGUUCACAGGAAUAUCAAAAGUCAGUGGAACCUCGUCCAUGUUGAUAAUGUUCUCUGGCCGGAUCUUUUUUUCAGCUAUCUUGUUUUUACAAUAUGCACGGAAAGUAGCCAGCUUUUCUUGAAAGUCUUUAGGCAGUUGCUGUGAAAUAGUAGUCCGUGUGCGGAUGGAGAGAUUGCGUCUUUUCAUGAACCGGAUCCCUGUCGCUUAGUAGGAGCCAUUUUGUGGUCUUUACAAAUGUAAACACACAAAGGAAAUGAAACGUAAUAUCCGCGCGCUUUUUCUUCUUCUACGCGGGCGGGUGGUUGCUUACAGUAGACGAAGAAGCGCUUCCUGUUCUAUGGGGGCGGGUGCUUACCUUGGCGGUUGCUUGCGUAGAAGAAGAAGCACUUCCUCUUCUACGGGGAAAAAAGAUGGCGGCUGUUUACCGUAGUUGCGAGACCGAAACUUUAUGAAAAUGAAUCUUAAUAUUAAUCCAUAUAUAAAGCGCACCGGGUUAAAAGCCGCACUGUCAGCUUUUAACUAAAUUUGUGGUUUUUAGGUGCGGCUAAUAGUGCGGGAAAUACGGUACCCAUUAGUUUCACCUGUUCCACGUUUGGACUCAUUGUGCACUCUUGUUUGUCACCAUAGCAACCCAUUAGUUUUCACCUGUCACGUCACGCACCUGUUUCACGUUUUGAGCCACGCACUUGUUUUCGUCAAUCAUAUUGACUGGUGCUUUUAGAUCUGUCUGCUGCGUUCGACACCGUCGACCACGCCACCUUAAUCACUCGUCUUGAGAACUGUGUGGGCAUUAAGGGCGCCGCCCUCAACUGGUUCCGGUCGUACCUAACCGACAGGAGUUUUUGUGUAAAAGUAGACAGUUUUAUGUCGUCCACAGCUCCUUUACCACAUGGGGUCCCCCAGGGUUCAAUCCUUGCCCCAAUUUUAUUUGCGCUUUACCUUCUCCCCCUUGGUUCUAUUUUUAGGAAGUACAGUAUUGCAUUUCAUUUUUAUGCCGAUGAUUGCCAGAUUUAUUUUCCCAUGGCACAAAAUAACACGGUUCAAAGUCUUAUUGACUGCCUGCACGACAUCAAAGUCUGGCUUUCAGCUAACUUCCUGAGCCUAAAUGAAGACAAAACAGAAGUUAUGUUGUUCGGUCCAAGUCGCUCUCCCUCCCCCAACGUUGACCUCGGCACUCUGACCCCGUAUCUCAGCGACUCUGUCACAAACCUGGGGGUAAAGUUUGACUCAGAUUUUAAAUUCGAAAAACAAAUCAGCAGCGUCGUUCAAAAAAGCUUUUAUCAAUUACGCCAAAUAGCGAAAGUGAA